Molecule: messenger RNA, 773 nt
Organism: Cylicocyclus nassatus
Lineage: Eukaryota; Metazoa; Nematoda; Chromadorea; Rhabditida; Strongylidae
Source: the annotation of a GenBank genome assembly
AUGAGCGAUGUAGAGUCAUGGAAAUGGGAUGCGUCCGCUAUUCACCUUGUCGUCGUAGUACUUCUCGCCGUUGCGCUUGUGCUCUUGCUCUUAUGCCUCUUAGGUCUGCUUGUGUAUAAGAAAAGCCAUAGUGCUAAGCCCAAAACCACUACACUGUCCUCACCAGCCGUGUGCCGUUACAAUGAAGCCUUCGACUACGAUGAGAUUAGUGCAAGUCGAAUUGAACAGCGGCGAUGUGAACGAGAAGCCCGUCUGCACUGCGAUAAUCCACGUGCGGAUGUCGCACUUGAUAGGAUUGACCGUUCGACUGCUGCUGCUCUCGCUGUUGAGCAACUUCUUCGAGAUAGUUAUAUUUUCGAUACACAUGUGAUGAACCGACCUACAGGAAAUGUUCGCGUGGUUGCUGCAAAACGGGACUACAUCUAGGAAUAAUACGCUUUAUCUCAUAUUCGAUAGUCUAAAAGAUUGCUAGAUUAUCUUCCUGGUAUACUUUCAAGUGCACGUGUAAUUGUACAAGAUGUCCAAGUCAUCGUAUAUGGUAGUGAUUUGGAAGUGUUUUCUCAUAACUGAGCUGUCCUCGAAUGCAUCAAAAUGUGCAGGCAGAUUAGGAAUUUGAUCACCGUAUAAUCUCAUCUCAUUCUCUAUCUAGUUGUUUUCACGUAGCGGGUUACGCUUGCCCAUUCCCGCCGGUAUCAAAGGUGACUUUCAGUUCGAGAUAAAAGAACAUUUAUGUCAUGUUAUAAUGGUCUGAAUAAAUCAUCUCACAUAUAUCA